CGAAGCACAAACAACAAAGACCAAAAAAUCCCGAGCUUUCGCACGUCAUUUGCCCGCAAGCUCCGACACAGACACCGACACUCACCACCCACCCAACCACCCUCUCCCUCUCUCUCGAGCCUCUCCAUUAAUAAGUGAAGCAAUUCCACUGCAUCACUUCCCUCCCCUCCCCUCCACCUUCCGCAGUCCAGUGCACCUUCCACACCAUCCACGUGCUGCAAUCAGUACCCGGCACACUGGGAGUCUGUCGUCUGGAUCGGACUGAUCAAUUGCUUCAAGGUAUGCUCAACUCCCACUCCCCAGUCCACAAUCCCCAACACCUCCGCACACCGAUUGUGGAGGUGACCCAACGCCGUGCAUCGCUGCAUAUCUAAGCAUCCACCCGCCCCGCCAAUUCGCGGUGGCAGAGCACGCAGCUCUUUCAGGCCCGCGUUGACCUCCACUGACUUCCUCGCCCUUCCCGUCCGCUCCAGUCCUUACCAAUUGCUUUGCACCACCCGCAUCCUUCCACCAUGGCCGACGAACCCAAGCGCGACGUGCACAACCACGUGCUGUUCGAAGUGGCUACCGAAGUUGCCAACCGAGUCGGCGGAAUCUAUAGUGUGCUCAAGUCGAAAGCCCAGGUGACGACGGCCGAGUAUGGCUCCAGCUAUACCCUGCUGGGUCCGCUCAAUCGAGCUUCCGCAGCUGUGGAAGUGGAAGAGGUCGAGCCUAGAGAUCCAGCUCUGAUUGCAACAAUCAAGAGCAUGAACGAGCGCGGCAUUCAGACCCUGUACGGACGAUGGCUGAUUGAUGGAGCUCCGCGAGUAUUGCUGUUCGACACUGGCACUGGCUACUACAAGCUCGAUGAAUGGAAAGGCGAUCUGUGGUCCACCGCCGGCAUUCCCAGCCCUCCCGAUGACCACGAGACAAACGAAGCCAUUGUAUUUGGUUACUUGAUCGCCUGGUUCCUGGGAGAGUACGUCUACCACGAGAAGGAGCGCGCAGUCAUUGCACAAUUCCACGAAUGGCUAGCGGGUGUUGCUCUCCCUCUCUGCAGAAAGCGAAAGAUCGACGUCACCACCAUUUUCACCACCCACGCGACAUUGCUCGGCCGAUACCUCUGCGCCGGAUCCGUCGAUUUUUACAACAACCUGCAGUACUUUGAUGUGGAUGCCGAAGCUGGAAAGCGUGGCAUCUACCACCGAUACUGCAUAGAAAGAGGCGCCGCACACUCCGCAGAUGUCUUCACCACCGUUAGUCAUAUCACGGCCUACGAGAGUGAGCACUUGCUGAAGCGGAAACCGGAUGGUGUCUUGCCAAAUGGUCUCAACGUCAAGAAGUUCUCCGCAACCCACGAAUUCCAGAACCUGCACCAGAUGAGCAAGGAUCGCAUCACCGAAUUUGUACGCGGUCACUUCUACGGCCACAACGAUUUCGACCCCGAAAAAACUCUCUACUUCUUCACAGCUGGACGAUACGAAUACAGAAAUAAGGGUGUUGACAUGUUCAUCGAGUCGCUGGCUCGUUUGAAUCAUCGCAUGAAAGCCGCCGGCUCGGAUAUGACUGUGGUAGCCUUCUUGAUCUUCCCUGCACAAACACAAUCCUUGGCAGUCGAAGCGCUCAAGGGUCAGGCAGUGGUCAAGUCGUUGAAAGAUACAUUGGGGCACAUCGAGAGGAGCAUUGGCAAGAAGCUGUUCGAGAAAUCCAUCUCGUGGCAUGAAGGCCAGGAUCCACCGGAUGAGAAGGAUCUCUUGAGCCCUGCGGACAAGAUCAUGCUGCGCAGAAGAUUGUUUGCCAUGAAGCGACAUACUCUACCCCCCAUCGUCACACACAAUCUGGUCAACGACACCGAAGACCCAAUCCUCAACCAAUUGCGACGCUGCCAGCUUUUCAACCACCCAUCAGAUCGUGUCAAAGUCAUCUUCCACCCCGAAUUCUUGAGUUCAGGCAACCCUGUACUCCCAAUGGACUACGAUGACUUUGUGCGAGGAACACACAUGGGUAUUUUCAGCUCGUACUAUGAACCUUGGGGUUAUACACCGGCUGAAUGUACCGUCAUGGGUGUACCAUCCAUCACCACGAAUCUUUCUGGGUUCGGCUGCUAUAUGGAAGAACUGAUCGAGAACGCGGCGGAUUAUGGCAUUUACAUCGUUGAUCGGAGACUCAAGGGGGUGGACGAUAGCGUAAACCAGCUGGCCGAGUUCAUGUUCGAGUUUACCAAGAAGAGCAAGCGACAACGCAUCAACCAGCGAAACCGAACCGAGCGCUUGAGUGAUCUUUUGGACUGGAAGCGAAUGGGUAUGGAAUAUGUCAAGGCACGCCAGCUUGCCCUGCGACGAGCGUACCCAGAUAGCUUCCAGGAUGGAGAGGACGAGCCAGGCUUCUUCGAUGGAACGGAGAACAUUAAGAUUACCCGACCGCUGUCCGCACCUGGCAGUCCAAGAGACCGGAGUGGCAUGAUGACUCCAGGCGACUUCGCUUCGAUCCAAGAAGGGCGUGAAGGACUCAGCACCGAAGACUACAUUGCGUGGAAGCUUCCCGAGGAGGAAGAGCCAGAGGACUACCCAUUCCCGCUCACUCUCAAGCAGAAAUCGAAACAAGGCCUGUCAGCGAGUGGCGCUGAGCAAGGUCUCGCUGGGAGCGGAACGGCUACACCGACCAUGGUCAAUGGGAAUGGUAAUGCUCCCUCAUAGCCCUUUACGAAGUGUCAUGUGAGAGGAGAGGCCGAGGAGAGAUUGGAACGAAGGUUGUGAAUCGGAUCAUCAGCACGAUCACUUGUGCAUGCAUACAGCAUUGCAUUAGUCUGAGAUGUUUUUGUACGGGCAAGUAAAGAUGGGAUAUUGCGACGUUGGUUGACAUCGAGCGCGCCUAUUCUGUAUUCACGUGUAGUCAUAUCCAAAAGGGAGGCGAAUCUGAUAUUGGGUCAUCUGAAUAUUCAGGCAGGCGCAUCUCCUUUUAUCCUGGUCGUCCUUGGACAAAAGCUUUCGGGCCGACGGAGGUCCAUGUUCUUCUGAG
Pseudocercospora fijiensis CIRAD86 is the source of this 2997-nucleotide messenger RNA. RefSeq names its product glycosyltransferase family 3 protein. Gene Ontology annotation, molecular function: alpha-1,4-glucan glucosyltransferase (UDP-glucose donor) activity. Gene Ontology annotation, biological process: glycogen biosynthetic process. The coding region runs from base 513 to 2675 and encodes 720 amino acids. The transcript is spliced from 5 exons. Gene Ontology annotation, cellular component: cytoplasm. The record is from RefSeq and is a predicted model, not a curated record. Lineage: Eukaryota; Fungi; Ascomycota; Dothideomycetes; Mycosphaerellales; Mycosphaerellaceae.